Ilex paraguariensis (yerba mate) is the source of this 420-nucleotide messenger RNA. The record is from the annotation of a GenBank genome assembly. Lineage: Eukaryota; Viridiplantae; Streptophyta; Magnoliopsida; Aquifoliales; Aquifoliaceae.
AUGCUCCCUACUAUGCUACUAGUUGGGCUCUCGGACAGGUUUAGACUGGGCUAUACUGAUCUCCAAUUAGCUUCUGAUGGAUGCGUGGACCAUUCACAAGGCUACUGUGUUAUUGUUACGACGGCUCCGACCACAAUCAAAGUGACGCCGAGCACUUUUGUUUUCUCGGGGAUGUGGAGUAGACACCGUAUUUUGAGACUUCUAAUGUCGGAGAGCCCCACUGAAGAUAGACCAACCAUGCGAUUGGCCAUGAUAUGUUUCUAUACAAAUAACGAAGAAAUGAAUUUCGAAUUUCAAGUCUCUUGUAAUGGGCUCCGAUUCAUGUCCAGACCACUUAACAUCGUUCAGUGCAUCGAAGUUCCUGGCCUCGUAUCUAGACCAUUCCAAGGAUUCCUGGGAGUAGCUGGUCUUUCUCAAUAG